AAAAAAAACAAAAUUUUUCAAAUAGAUUAGACUUUAAAAAAGUUUCACUUAAUUUAAUGAAUUUAUCAAAAAAGGACGAAGAUUCAGGAGACUUGGGUGUCUUUUAUCACCUCGAUAAGACUACCGUACUUCAAGAAGCUCGCGUUUUUAAUGAGUCUCCAAUAGUUCCAAGAAAAUGUCGUCUUUUACUCACAAAGAUCAUAUAUUUAUUAUAUCUCGGUGAGCCGAUGGCUACCACUGAAGCUACAGAAUUAUUCUUUAGUGUUACUAAACUAUUUCAAUCCAAAGAUACCGCUCUUCGACAAAUGGUUUACUUGGUAAUUAAGGAGCUAUCAACCGUUGCUGAAGAUGUUAUUAUGGUUACUAGUAGUUUGAUGAAGGAUAUGCAACCAAAAUCUGAAGUCAUCUACCGAGCAAAUGCUAUAAGAGCACUUUGUAAAAUUAUUGAUGCAUCAAUGCUUCCAAGUGUUGAACGUUUUCUUAAAGCCGCUAUUGUUGAUAAAACUCCAUCAAUAUCAUCCUCUGCAAUGGUUUCUAGUUAUCAUCUAUUUCCUGCUGGUAAAGAUGUGAUUAAACGAUGGGCCAAUGAGGUUAAUGAAGCUAUUAAUUCUAAACCAUCUUCAAUUGUUGGUACUGCAUCUUCAUAUUUAACAUCCUUUUCAUCAAGUGGAUCUUCUUAUAAUUCACAACCAUCAUCAACAAGUAAUAUUAAUCAAUAUCAUGCAUUGGGUCUCAUAUAUAUGAUUCGACAACAUGAUCGUAUGGCUGUAACAAAAUUAAUUCAACAAUUGGCUGGUAGUAGUCGAGGAACUUUUGGUUCCUCAAGUGGAAUUUUACGCAAUUCUUUUGCAUAUUGUUUGUUGAUCAGAUACGCUGCUAAAAUUUUAGAUGAAGACCCAAAUUCGCGACAACAAAUGUAUGACCUUUUGGAGGUAUGGUUACGCCAUAAGAGUGAUAUUGUAAAUUUCGAAGCAGCAAAAGCGAUAUGUAAUAUCAAGGAUGUAACAAGUAAAGAAUUAUAUCCAGCUGUUAACGUUUUACAACUUUUCCUAUCCUCUCCAAAAUCUACUCUUCGCUUUGCCGCAAUUCGUACACUCAAUAAAUUGGCCAUGACUCAACCAACUGCUGUUCAAUCUUGUAAUUUGGAUAUGGAAAAUUUGAUCACUGAUCAAAAUAGAAGUGUAGCAACUUUUGCUAUAACUACUUUACUGAAGACAGGCAAUGAAGCUAGUGUUGACCGUCUAAUGAAACAAAUCACAGGAUUUAUGUCUGAAAUUUCAGAUGAAUUCAAGGUGAUUGUUGUUGACGCGAUACGUUCUUUAUGUCUUAAAUUUCCAUCAAAACAAGUAGUAAUGCUCAGCUUCUUGUCUGGAGUAUUGAGGGAUGAGGGUGGUUAUGAGUUUAAACGAGCUGUAGUUGAAGCUAUAUUUGAUUUGGUUAAAUUCAUUCCAGAAUCAAAAGAAGCUGCUUUGGCUCAUUUGUGUGAAUUCAUUGAAGAUUGUGAAUUCACCAAACUUUCCGUACGAGUUCUUCACUUGCUCGGUGUUGAAGGACCAAAGACACCUACUCCUACAAAAUAUAUCCGUUAUAUAUAUAAUCGUGUUAUAUUAGAGAAUUCUAUUGUAAGAGCCGCUGCUGUUAGUGCACUUGCUAAAUUUGGUGUAAGUGCUGAAGAUCCAGAAGUUAAAAAGAGUAUCAAGGUGUUGCUCACGAGGUGUUUGGAUGACAAUGACGAUGAAGUUCGAGACAGAGCUAUAUUAUAUUUGAAACUUAUAGAUGAUAACGAAAGCGCUGAAAAAUAUGUCAAAGAUGAUUCUACAUAUUCACUUGCUGCACUUGAAAGACAACUUGUACAAUAUGUUAGUAAUCCAGAAUCAUCAGAAAAACCAUUUGAUCUUUCUGACAUACCAAAGAUUACUAAAGCGCAAGCUGAAGCCGAGAAUUUGAAACCCAGAAGCUUUGACCUUGCGUCCACGCAAACCAUUGGAACUUCAUCUUCAGCUGUUGGUUCAAUAAAUUCAAAUAUUGUUUCUACAAGUAGAGAUGCUACACCUACUCCGGGAGUAGAUCAACAGCAAGUUUAUUCUCAGCAGCUUGAACAAAUUCCAGAGAUUGCUGCAUUUGGACCUUUAUUCAAGAGCAGUAUCAAACCUGUUGAACUCACAGAAAGUGAAACAGAAUAUGUUGUCAGUUGCGUUAAGCAUAUGUUUAAAGAAAAUAUGGUAUUCCAGUUUAUUGUUACUAAUACGUUGAAUGAUCAGUUAUUGGAAAAUGUUACUGUUGUAAUGCAACCAGAAUCAGAUGAAGGUACUUUGGUGGAGGAGUUUGUAAUUCCGGCAACAAAAUUGCCAUAUGAUCAACCUAGUUCUAUAUAUGUUGCAUUUAAGAGAACAAAUCCCGAAGAAUAUACAUUAGGUAGUUUCUCCAACACUCUAAAGUUUUUAGUUAAAGAUUGUGAUCCAUCUACUGGAGAAGCUGAUGAAGGAGAAGGUUAUGAGGAUGAAUAUCUGGUUGAAGAUAUUGAGAUAGUUACCAGUGAUUAUGUUUUUCCAACUUAUAUAAGUGACUUCUCAAGUGCAUGGGAUAGUGUGGGAGAGGAAGGUCAAGUAGUAGAAACAUUUGCUCUAACUGCAUCAAAGAGUUUGAAAGAUUCUUGUACAACUUUAAUUGAACUUCUUGGAAUGAGUCCAGUUGAAAACAGUGGAACACCAACAUCAUCCAGUGUACACACUUUAAUGCUUUCUGGAACAUUUUUGGGUGGUAUAAAAGUACUGGCAAAGAAUCGAAUGACGUUUGCUCCUAGUACGGGAGUUACGAUGGAGUUAUCUGUCCGAUCCCCAAGUGAAGAAAUUAGUCGUAUUGUUAUUGGAGCUGUUGUAUAGAUUAUGUGAAAUUAUUACAAAAUGUAAAAUUAAUAAUAACAAGAUGAAAAUUAUAGUAGUGUAUAAUUUUUUUUUACAACCCUAUUAAUAGAUUAAAAAUUUUAUUUAAUCGGAUAAUAAUCUUUGAGUUAAAUAAUCAAAUAACCUUUUUUUGCCC
Rhizophagus irregularis DAOM 181602=DAOM 197198 is the source of this 3039-nucleotide messenger RNA. RefSeq lists its product as uncharacterized. NCBI's taxonomy places the organism in Eukaryota, Fungi, Glomeromycota, Glomeromycetes, Glomerales, Glomeraceae. Gene Ontology annotation, molecular function: structural molecule activity. Gene Ontology annotation, cellular component: COPI vesicle coat; endoplasmic reticulum; endoplasmic reticulum-Golgi intermediate compartment. The record is from RefSeq and is a predicted model, not a curated record. Gene Ontology annotation, biological process: endoplasmic reticulum to Golgi vesicle-mediated transport; protein secretion; intra-Golgi vesicle-mediated transport.